CCUCACAACAAUUCCACACCGCAAACUCUCUCUGUAAAGUGCAAAGCCUCUAUUUUUUCUUGUGAAUUUGAAGGACGAUGAGUUCCACAGAGGUCGCAGCCACAACGAAGAAGGGUGGAAGAGGGAAACCCAAGACCACAAAGUCCGUUUCCCGUUCCUCCAAAGCCGGCCUUCAGUUCCCCGUCGGCCGCGUCGCUCGCUACCUCAAGGCCGGUCGCUAUGCCCAGCGCGUUGGUUCCGGUUCCCCUGUUUACCUAUCUGCGGUUCUCGAAUACCUUGCCGCUGAGGUUUUGGAGCUUGCCGGCAACGCUGCGAGGGACAACAAGAAGACGAGGAUCGUUCCUAGGCACAUUCAACUUGCGGUGAGGAACGAUGAGGAGUUGAGCAAGCUGAUGGGGUCUGUGACCAUUGCCAAUGGUGGUGUUCUGCCUAACAUUCACCAGAAUUUGUUGCCCAAGAAGGCCGCUGGCAAGGGAAAGCCCGAGAUUGGAUCUGCCAGUCAGGAGUUUUAGAUUCUUAGGGUUUCAUCUUGUUAGUAUUUAGAGUGCAAAAUUGAAAGAAAAUGGAACUAGUUUUGGUAUGUAGUUGGCCGCGUAGUACAGUGAGACUAGGAUUGACAUUGAAUGAUGUAUAGUCAUUUUAUAUGUGAGAAUAACUAGUUGUUUUGGUUUAUGAUUUGGUUUCCUGCAUAGUUUUCGUUCUAUUUGAAUUUUGCUUGUAUUUAGCGCCUUUUUCUAUUAUUAUUUUGGUCAAAUUAGUCUU
This is a messenger RNA of Glycine soja, 762 nucleotides long. RefSeq names its product histone H2AX-like. NCBI's taxonomy places the organism in Eukaryota, Viridiplantae, Streptophyta, Magnoliopsida, Fabales, Fabaceae. The transcript is spliced from 2 exons. Bases 78 to 512 code for a protein of 144 amino acids. Gene Ontology annotation, cellular component: nucleosome. The record is from RefSeq and is a predicted model, not a curated record. Gene Ontology annotation, molecular function: DNA binding; structural constituent of chromatin; protein heterodimerization activity.